AUGAAUGGAGAUGAGAGAAAUGAGUGGAGCAGAAGACAUCCAGCUGGCAACCUAAACCUCGAACGCCUUUUUCUUCGUCUGACAUACUUUCUACUCUCUGCUGUAACAGUAUACGGAACUGGAGUUUUCAUCGUUACGCCGAGAUAUAAUCAUGCUUUGGACCGCCUCGUCGACUCGUCGUGCAGACUAGUCUUGGUGCUAUCUAUUCUCAAAAUGGUACGUGUCAGAAGACUGUUCGUCGGCCUAGUAGCUGGUCAGGCUUUCUUAGAUCAGCAGAGACGAUUUCUAAAGUUCUUUUCAUUAGUGUUUAAUUAUCCUAAUUUAAUAUUAAUUAGCUGCUUAUCUCGAAGUUCCCACCAAACGGAUAUCCCUCAGAUGCCUUAAACUACAGUAUUAUCCUCACAGUCAUCAGUCUCUUUUCACGAGUGAUGUAUCAUGUAUGCCACGUGGAAAUUGGCUUUACGUUAGCUUUUUAGGUUAGAAAAUAUAUUAACUGCAGAAAAAGUGUAAAUUCCGAAGCAGUUUUUUCAAUCGAAAAUAGAUAUACUACCAAUUUCUUAGCAAAAAAAACUAAACCAUUUAUUGAUUAUGAAUUUAUUAUGAUUCAAAUCAAAGACGGAGAAAUAUACUCUCUUCUCAUUCUUUAAAUUUUAAACAUAUUUAAAAGAUUCGAAAUUUUAAUUAUUAAUAAUAUAUUUAUGUGAUUAGCUAUUUAUAAUAACUCUAAAUCAAUGUACAUUAAAAAUAAUACAAUCACAUUUUUAAAGUUUACAGUUUUGUUAUUGACAAAUAAAAAUAUAUAGAAAACUUGAAAAUAGAUUUUUGACUAGUUUCCAAAAAUAAUGUUUCAAAACAGAGAAAAUUUUACUUAAAAUAAAUAAAUAACUAUACAGCUUUCUCAUAAACAAACAUUUAUUUAACCAACAAAAACGCCACCACAUAUAACAAAAAAAUCACAUAUAACAAGCAAGCCAACCAUACAAUCUCAAGUAUAAUAAGAAAUGUGAUAUUUCAACGAAACAUAAUAUGCCAUCGUUAAUAUUUUUUUCAAAACAAAUGACACAUUAAAAUUAUAAUGCAACAAAUUUAGAAAAGAGUGACACGUUAUUGAGUUUUUUAUACAUCUUUGUAUGUAAUAAAUUAUCUAUCUUUUUACAAGGCUCCUUAAAUCUGGGGCAAUUUUGGAAUUCAAUAAAUAGUGAAAGGAUAUAUAUAAGGUCUCCAUGUCGUUAUCUUUUGUAAUCAAAACAAACAUUUAACCAACCGAAAAUCAAAAUCCGAAGCUAAAAA
Molecule: messenger RNA, 1290 nt
Organism: Brassica rapa (field mustard)
Lineage: Eukaryota; Viridiplantae; Streptophyta; Magnoliopsida; Brassicales; Brassicaceae
Source: RefSeq, a predicted model, not a curated record